Molecule: messenger RNA, 5343 nt
Organism: Physeter macrocephalus (sperm whale)
Lineage: Eukaryota; Metazoa; Chordata; Mammalia; Artiodactyla; Physeteridae
Gene: MPHOSPH8
Product: M-phase phosphoprotein 8
Exons: 14
Coding region: 157-2751 (864 amino acids)
Cellular component (GO): cilium
Molecular function (GO): protein binding
Source: RefSeq, a predicted model, not a curated record
CCCGCCCUGACGUGAUUGUUGUGCGCGCGCGUCGCUCUGGGGUCCCGAGCCCGCCAUUGGCGUUUUCUGGUCAGCGGCAUCCUGCCGGCGGGGGCUCGGGGCCGAGCGGGGGACGCGCGUCGCAACCGCUCUCCCCGCGGCUGGCAGAGCUCCGUUAUGGCUGCGGCGGAGGCGGAGGGGGCGAGCGCGGCUGCAGUUCCUGGUUCGGGUGCCGACGGCAGUGGCCAGUCGCCCGGAGUCGAAGGAGAGGGAGGAGGAGUGGUGGGCAAAGAGAAGGACGCGGCCGCGAAAGGAGCGGAGGCCGUCGGGGACAGCGAGGAUGACGGCGAGGAUGUGUUCGAGGUGGAGAAAAUCCUGGACAUGAAGAUAGACGGGGGCAAGAUCGUUUAUAAAGUUCGAUGGAAAGGAUACACAUCAGAUGAUGAUACCUGGGAGCCUGAGGUUCACCUUGAGGACUGUAAAGAAGUUCUUCUUGAAUUUAGGAAGAAAGUUGCAGAUAACAAAGCUAAACCAGUGAAGAAAGAUGUCCAGAGACUGCCCUUAAAUAAUGACAUAUUUGAGGCAAACUCUGAUAGCGAUCAACAAAGUGAGACCAAAGAAGACACUUCUUCAAAGAAGAAAAAGAAAAAACUAAGGCAAAAAGAAGAGAAAAGCCCAGAUGAUCUGAAAAAGAAAAAAGCAAAGACUGGGAAACUAAAAGAUAAAGCCAAACCAGACCUGGAGAGCUCCUCUGAAAGUUUGGUUUUUGAUUUAAGGACAAAGAAAAGAAUUUUGGAAGCCAAAGAAGAAUUAAAGGAAUCCAAAAAGCCCAAAAAAGAUGAUACAAAAGAAACUAAGGAGUUAAAGAAAGUUAAAAAGGGUGAAAUAAGAGAUUUAAAGGCUAAAAAAAGAGAAGAUUCCAAAGAAAACAGGAAAACGAAAAAAGAGAAAUGUGUUGAAUCUCAGGGGGACUCUGAGUUGAGUGUCCUCAGUGACCCCCCUUUUCUGGAAGGAGACAGUGAAGAUUUACACUCUGACAGCAGAAACGAGAGGCAGCCGGUUAAAGGUGCAAAAGAUAAAGCAGAGCCCCAGGCGAUUCAAGAUACUGUUUCUGAUAAACAGCAGGAUGGCACUGUAAGCACUGAUGAGGAUGAUGUCAAAGGAAAGAGGAAAAACAAGAAACUGAGAAGGACGGAGGAACUUAAGGAGAGCAAAAAGCUAGAAAACAAGAGCCUCUUAGAGAAGAAAAAUACACAGAAAAAGCAGAGGAAUCCAGACAAAGGCCGAAGUAGCGCUGAGUUAGAUAAGCUAAUGGCUGCCUCCUCCCCAGCACAGAAGAGCUCCAGACCAUGUGCGGAGGAGAGGGGCUCCAGGCCGGCAGACUCCCCGGGGGAGGUGAGUGCGGAGGAGAAAGAGACCAAAAAAUAUGAACCCAAAGAGAAAUACCCGAAAAAGCAUGAUUUGGACAAGGAAGAAAAAGGCCGAAAAGAGCCCAAGGCAUUAAAGACAUUUAAGGAAAUCAGAAAUGCACUUGAUUUAUUUAAAUUAACUCCAGAAGAAAAAAAUGAUUUUCCUGAGAAUAAUCGGAAAAGAGAAGAAGUACCACCAGACUGUAAAGUCACAGAAGACCACAAGACCAAGGAAAACAAGCAGUUACUUAAAGAAAGGAGAAAUACGAGAGAUGAGACUGAUACAUGGGCAUAUAUAGCUGCAGAUGGUGGUCAAGAGGUUGUGGACAGUACGUCCCAAGCGGACGAGAAUUCUGAUGGCAGACAACAGAUUUUGAGUUUCGGCAUGGAUUUGCAGUUGGAAUGGAUGAAAUUAGAGGAUUUUCAAAAACAUCUUGAUGGGGAAGAUGAGAAUUUUACAACAGCAGAUGCACUUCCAAGCAAUUUAUUGAGGGAUGCUGUGAAAAACGGGGAUUAUAUUACUGUGAAGGUUGCACUUAAUUCAAGUGAAGAAUAUAACCUGGACCAAGAGGAUUCAAGCGGGAUGACGCUCGUGAUGCUCGCGGCAGCUGGGGGCCAGGACGACCUGCUGAGGCUGCUCCUCAGGAAGGGGGCAAAGGUGAACGGUCGCCAGAAGAACGGGACCACCGCGCUCAUCCACGCUGCCGAGAAGAACUUUUUAACAACAGUGGCUAUUCUUUUGGAAGCAGGAGCUUUUGUAAACGUCCAGCAGAGCAAUGGUGAGACGGCUCUAAUGAAGGCCUGUAAAAGGGGAAAUUCAGACAUCGUGCGCCUUGUCAUUGAAUGCGGGGCUGAUUGCAACAUUCUGUCAAAGCACCAGAACAGUGCGCUGCAUUUCGCAAAGCAGUGUAACAAUGUGCUGGUGUAUGACCUGCUGAAGAAUCACUUAGAGACACUUUCAAGAGUAGCAGAAGAAACGAUAAAGGAUUACUUUGAAGCGCGUCUUUCUCUCCUAGAACCAGUUUUCCCAAUAGCAUGUCAUCGUCUCUGUGAGGGCCCAGACUUUUCAAUGGAUUUCAAUUACAGAACCCCACAGAACAUACCAGAAGGCUCCGGCGUCCUGCUGUUUAUUUUCCACGCAAACUUUUUGGGUAAAGAGGUCAUUGCUCGCCUCUGUGGACCGUGUAGUGUACAAGCUGUCGUUUUAAAUGACAAAUUUCAACUCCCUGUUUUCCUGGACAGCCAUUUUGUUUACUCGUUCAGCCCCGCCGCAGGCCUCAAUAAACUCUUCAUAAGGUUGACGGAAGCGCCGUCUGCUAAGGUUAAGUUGCUAAUAGGUGCAUACAGAGUACAGCUGCAAUGACCAAAGAAUUGGGAGAGAGUUAUUCUCAGACCUAUUUCUAAACACUCUUCAAAGCAGUUUGGAAUUCUGGCACAGCUCACACUUCCAAAUUAAAAGCCUUGCAUUUAAGGCCUGUCACCUGUUACAAUCUGAGAGAUGGGGCAUGUGCAUCUAACAUAUAAAAAACACAGAUGUAAGUACUCGUGCCAGUGUUCUGAAAUCUAUUGUGUCCAGACUGUAUGUUUUUCCACAAUGUGGAAUGGUUCAUAUGAGGAUUAUUUAAGAAAAUUAAAACUUUUUUUUAACUUGAAAUUUUUUACUAGCCCUAGUGAAUUUUUGUGUUUAAAAAAAAAAAAAAAAAAAAUCCAGUGGGAACGUUAGCACUAAGUUAAGGUGUGAGUUUGCAUCCCUUGAAGUAGGACUAGUCUAAGGUGGUAGGCGGGUUUGAGGGAGGAGGUCUGAUCUUUCCAACGGGCCAUUGACAGAGAUCCCGAGUAGGUGACAACUUUGUAUAUUUGCAGUUACCCUUUAUUGUUUGAAAAGAUAAUAAAUCAAUCUGAGAUAUAGCCAAAAAACCCAGAAACCAGACAUCAUAAGCAUAAAAGGGGAUAUUACAUGUGAACUUUAUCUCUGUUCUUGGAAUCCAUCAAGUCAUUUUGAACAGCCAGAUCUCGUUACUUAUUGUGAACACCGGGAAGGCCAGCCAGGCUUUGCCACACUCUGCCUCCUGAGAAGAGUGACUGCCCACAGGUCUAAUGCUUAUAUUCUUUCAAGAGAAAUAUUUAUUUGGCAAACUCAAGAAUCAAGCUGUCUGGGUUAUGGAAAUGUAUAAAAUUUUUAAUUUCCAGAUUAGUUUUAUAAUUGCGUGAGUUACAGUUUUAAUGAAAAAAUUUCAGAAUGUCACAUACGUCAUCCCUCAACAUCCACGGGGAACUGGUUCCAGGAACCCCUCAGACACCAAGAUCCGAGGACGCUCAAGUCCUUGUGUCAUAGUUGCAUUUAACCCCUUGCGUAUCCCCCCCCCAUAUACUUUAAAUCAUGUCUGCAUUAACUUACAAGGUAAAUGCUAUGUAAAUAGUUGUAAACACAGUGUAAAUUCUAUGUAAAGAGUUCCUGGUGUGCAGCAAAUUCAAGUUUUGCUUUUUGGAACUUGCUGGAAAAUUUUUUUCUUCCCCGGUUAUUUUCCAUCUGUGGUAUGUUGAGUGAGUCUGUGGAUGCAGAAAUUGGAUACUAAGAGCUAACCACACACACUGUACAGAUAUUUCAGAGUACAACCGCCUUUCCCUAGUUUCCUCAAUAAAAUACCACAAUGCUGGUCUUUCUAGUUUCUUUCUAUCUAUCUGAAGUCUCAGGACUUCAAAACGAGGUGGAUACGAAAUGUAUAGCUUAGCUAAACAAUGGCUGGGAUUAGACUUUUCAUCUCUACUGAAUGCUGUGCUCCUACUGCAUCUAACCUCACAGCCACGAGAGCUACGUCAGCCGCGGUGCGCCCUGUCCAAUACAUGUAAGAGAAAUGGGUUUUUAAAGACCAUUCCCGUCACCUAAAAAGCAUGCCUAGGGAACACCUUUACAGGAGCACCAGGCAUAUAACCAUUGCAGAGCUGUGAAGUUUAAUUACAGUUCUUUUCAUCUGAACUCCCUCCUCUCUAUAGCCCGGGGGUGGGGAAGUUCUGACCGGGAUGAUGAGGUGUCUUGAACUUCUCCACUUGAUGAGGCAGCCAAUCGCAUCAGAUACUUCAGUUAAUGCUGCUACUCUGAUACUUAAAUAAGGGUGAACAAUGACUGCCCUGAAAAACGAAGCAAUUCUCAAGCAGCACCUUAUAAACGGUUGGCAGAUAGAUAUGCUAGUGCUACCCGUGGAAAGCAAAGCCGUCUCCUUGUGGCUUGUGUAGUUACCGGGCACGCGGUACAGUACAGGAUGCGUACAUGAGCUCCACCCUCUAGGCCACGGGCGGUGUCACAACUUCAAACGGGAUGCAUGGCUCUUGAUCCAGAGUCACUGAAGAGCAGUUAGUACACAUUUUUCUACUUCUUCCGUUUUAUCUUAAAUUGAUUAAAAAGCAUCACUCCUCAAAAAUCGUCACUCCUCAGCCAUCACUACUUUGCAGUAUAUAUACGGAGGUUAAGGGCAUGAUGCACAGUUGGGUUAUCCGAUUAACUUACUAACCAUACCACCCAGACCUGGUCACCACUAAUUAGUAUGCUGUGGUAGAAAGCACAUUACACAUCCUUUGGCCUACGAUACCCAGUACCAGAGAGCAGUGCCUAGUACCUAAUACCAGCCAAUAAAUGUUGAACUACGGUUGGAUGAGGCGUUUGGAUUUAGUCCAGGAAUACAAGUUACUCAACUUCAUACACUAUCUUCUCAAGUCAUUCCCAUCUUAAAUUCUUAAAUCUGUAGAAUGUAUUCAGUGGAACGUCAGGAGGUUGCAAUUUGAAGCUCAGGUGCUGCUUUUAGAAUUCUUCUCGGCAGGGUUACACUGAGAGCUUUCAGUUACCUUAUAAUAUAUUUACUAGUUCAUUCGUAAUUUACUACUGCUGGCAAGGUUUUAGCAUCCAGAAAGUUGACAGCAAAAGACCUUUAUAAAGCAUUAACCAUGAAACUCCAGUGUC